GGAUCCCAGGAGAUCCCGGGGAUCCGAUCCCGGCCAUGCCCGAGGGAAGCGGCGCCUCCUCCGCGCCCCCACCCCAAAUUUGGGGUCCCCGCUACCCCCCGAGCCUGGAGCCCCUGGGACGCUUUGUGUUGUUCUUGGAAAGUUUGGCACCACUUGUGAAUUCCCUGAACCUUGGCCUUGCCGGCCCCUUUGUGUCGGGCCCUCCUCCUCCUCCUCCUUUUCAGCUUGCCCAAAUUCAGACCCACGUGGCUCUCCGGCGCGGCGGGCGGGCACCUCCCCACGCUGGCGUCCGCCGGGCAUUGCUGAAAGACGCAAUGUUUAACCCCAGAGGAACCUUGCCCCCGAGGCCCAGAGGACCCAACCCGGCGGGCGCCAAAACGCCACCGGCGGCUUUCGGGGCCGCGGGCGCCGCGGGGCCGCCCAGGAAAGCGGCGCCCGCCACGCCCCAAGGAGCGCCCCAAAGAUUCUCGGGGCAGGAGGCGCUGCAGUGGACGGGCUCGCAGAGGAUCAACGUCCGCGUCACGCUGCACAGGGCCGACCCCAGGAAAGUCAAGGAGAAGAGCGGCCUGCACCCGGAGCAGAAGGGAGAUCCGCGCGCCAACCGCUGGGACGGCGGCCCCUGCCCCGCCGGGCCCAAAGCGCCCGGCCCGGUGCCGGUUCUGGAGCAGAAUUCCAACCCGCAGAACCGCUACACGCCCGAGAGCGCCUCCAGCAUUUUAGCGAGUUUCGGGCUGUCCAACGAGGACCUGGAAGAGCUGAGCCGCUAUCCCGACGAUCAGCUGACCCCCGAGAACAUGCCGAGGAUCCUGCGGGAGAUCCGAAUCCGGAAGAUGGGCCACGCCGUGCCCGUCCUGCACGCUGCGAGCCGCGGGGAGGAGCCGGUGGGCGAGAGCGGCGGCGCCGUCAAGGGCAAAGUGAUCGACUACGGCCACGCCAGCAAGUACGGCUACACCGAGGACCCGCUGGAGAUCCGCACCUACAACCCCGAGGCGCUGCCCGAGGAACCGCCGGAAGCGCCCGUCUACAACGCCGACGGCUCGAGCGCGGAGAACCGCGAGGAAUUCCAGCGGGAGCAGAGCGUGCCGGUGGCCGUCCCGCCGCCCAACGUGCCGUGCGGCCCCGCCUUCCCGGCCGAAGAGCUCGUCAAGCUGCCGGCGUUUCCCGGCGAUUCCUCGCCCGCUCCGCCGUUUUUCCCGGCCGAGCCGCCGGCCAAGGUGCCGGUGCUGUGCGGCGCCGCUCCCGCCGCGCUGCCGGCGCCCAAGCCGGCGUCGCAGCCGCCGAUGCCGCCGGUGCUGCCGCCCAUGCUGCCGGCGCUGCUGCCCACGCCGCUGCCGCAGCCCAUGCUGCCGCCGGGGAUGCCGCCGCUGGUCCAGCCGCCCGUGUCCCAGCACGUGUUGCCGCCUUUGACGCCUCCGCCCUUCUCGGCCGGGCUCUUGGCCGCCAUCAGCCAACACGAGCAGAAACAACGCGACACCGGCGCCGCGCACGCCGGGCCCGGCGCCGCCCACGCCGCGUCCUCGGCGGGACACAAACCCUUCCACAAAUCCUUCCAGCUGCCGGCAGAGGAGCCCAUCAAAUCCCCGUUCGGGGUGGUGAAGGCGUCCUGGCUGCCCGUGUUCCCGAAUUCCCAGAAGAACAAACGCCUGCCCACCCCGUCCAUGAUGAACGACUACUAUGCCACGUCGCCGCGAAUAUUCCCACAUUUGUGUUCUCUGUGUAACCUUGAAUGCACUCAUAUGAAGGAUUGGAUCCUGCACCAGAACAACCCCGCCCACCUCGAGAGCUGCCGCAGGCUGCGCCAACAAUAUCCCGAGUGGAAUCCCGAGGCUCACUCCUCCAGCAGGAAUGCCGACCGGAAGGAGAACCGCACUCCCAAGCACCGCUCCAGCUCCUGCAGCCCCGAUCGGCGCCGUUCCCGCGCCGGCAGCUCCGGCUAUUCCCGCUUUUCCGGCGGUUCCUGCUCCGCCCCGCGCCGUUACCGCUCCCGAUCCCGAAGUCCCGGCAGAUUCCGGAGGCCGCGGAGCCGGAGCCCUCGGCACAUCCGGAGGAUCAGCCCCCGGCACCGAUCCCGGUCCCCUCAGCGUUCCCGGAAUCCGCUGAGAUCCAGCCCCAGACCGCGGAGAUCUCCCAGCUCCGAGCGCUCUUCCCGCCGUUCCAGCCGCUCCGAAGAUAGGAAAGCAGCUCUGGAAGCCGUGAUGAAAACUUUGGGACCGGGAUUUUUGGCCGAGUUCAAGAAACACAAAUCCCUGCAAGCGGCGGUUCAGGAAUCGCUGGCAUCGGGAAAAUCCCACGGAAUUCCCAGCAGGAUAAGCGGGAAUGGGAAGAAACAACCUCGGAGCGCCCCCAAAACUUCCAGGAAAGACGGAUCUGCCGGGCCGGGAACGAGCUCCGGCCUGGAAUCCGAAGGGUCCAUCCCGAAAAAAGAGAGGGAAGAGGAGGAGGAUUCGUCCGGAGGGAAAAAUCAUCCGGCUUCCUACAACAGGCUGCUGCGGGAGGAGCUGCUGAGCUGCGGCACCGUGCUGCAGAUCUCGGAUCUUCCCGACGAUGGAUUUUCCGACCAGGACAUCAAGAAACUCGUUCAGCCCUUCGGGAAAGUCAGCGACCUCAUCGUGCUGCGCUCCCGCAACGAGGCCUACCUGGAGAUGAAUUUCAAGGAAGCCGUCAUGGCCGCCGUCAAGUUCGGGGAGACGGCGCCGCUGCUGCUGCACGGGAAACGCGUCCGGCUGAGCGUGGCCGAGAGAGCGCGCGGGGGACAGGUGAAGAAGGUGGUGAAGAAGCGAGUCCUGAAUCCCAAAAAAGCGGCGGCGAGCACCAAGAAAAUUCCGAGCAGCACCAAGAGCCCCAAGGCCCUGCCAG
Molecule: messenger RNA, 2856 nt
Organism: Pseudopodoces humilis (Tibetan ground-tit)
Lineage: Eukaryota; Metazoa; Chordata; Aves; Passeriformes; Paridae
Source: RefSeq, a predicted model, not a curated record